This is a messenger RNA of Neomonachus schauinslandi (Hawaiian monk seal), 2088 nucleotides long. It is a transcript of the gene ZFPM1, whose product is annotated as zinc finger protein, FOG family member 1. The record is from RefSeq and is a predicted model, not a curated record. Lineage: Eukaryota; Metazoa; Chordata; Mammalia; Carnivora; Phocidae. The transcript has 9 exons. Gene Ontology annotation, molecular function: RNA polymerase II-specific DNA-binding transcription factor binding. Gene Ontology annotation, cellular component: nucleus. The coding region runs from base 1 to 2088 and encodes 695 amino acids. Gene Ontology annotation, biological process: megakaryocyte differentiation; heart development; erythrocyte differentiation.
AUGAAGGGGCAGGAGUCGGAGACAAGGCUGGAGGAGGAGUCUGGCGUCUCCUGGAGCGGGCCAGACGAGCUGGAGCUGCUGCUGCGGGACAGGCAGAGGUGCGUGCGGGCUCGGCGCAGCCUCACCGAGGGCCUGUCCUGGGGCCCGUUCCGCGGGGACGUCCAGAGCAGAGCCUCGUCCCCUGGGCAGGUGGAACCGGGCCCCGCCCUGACGCUGCUGCUGGAGGACCAGCCCUGCUGGCUGACGUCGCUGCCACAGGCCCUGACCGAGGCCGAAGCCAACGCGGAGAUCUACCGGAAGGAUGAAGCCCUCUGGUGCAGACUCACCAAGCCGGUGCCCGCGGGCGGCCUGCUGAGCGUGCUGCUCACGACGGCUGAGCCCCGGGGCACCCCCAGCCACCCUGUGAAGGAGGAGCCGGCAGAGCCCGAGUGCCCGGCCCCUGCCGACAUCCAGCUCCUGCCCCAGCAGGCCGGCAUGGCGUCCAUCCUGGCCACAGCGGUCAUCAACAAAGACGUCUUCCCCUGCAAAGACUGUGGAAUCUGGUACCGCAGCGAGAGAAACCUGCAAGCCCACCUGCUCUACUACUGCGCCAGCCGCCAGACCACCGGCUCCACGGCCGCCGCCGACAACAAGCCCAAGGAGACCUACCCCCACGAGCGCGUCUGCCCCUUUCCCCAGUGCCGCAAGAGCUGUCCCAGCGCCAGCUCCCUGGAGAUCCACAUGCGCAGCCACAGCGGAGAACGCCCCUUCGUAUGUCUGAUCUGCCUGUCGGCCUUUACCACCAAGGCCAACUGUGAGCGGCACCUGAAGGUGCACACAGACACGCUGAGCGGUGUCUGCCACAGCUGUGGCUUCAUCUCCACCACAAGGGACAUCCUCUACAGCCACCUGGUGACCAACCACAUGGUCUGCCAACCGGGCUCCAAGGCUGAGAUCUACUCACCAGGGGCCGGGCACCCCGCUGCCAAGCUCCCCCCAGACAGCCUGGCCAGCUUCCAGCAGCACACGGCCCUGCACGGCCCCCUGGCUUCUGCUGACCUGGGCCUGGCGCCCAUCCCAUCGCCAGGACUGGACAGGAAGGCCCUGGCAGAGACCACCAAUGGAGAGGCCAGAGCCGCCCCCCAGAACGGGGGCAGCAACGAGCCCCCGGCAGCGCCCCGGGCCAUCAAGACGGAGGCCACAACGGAGGAGCCGGAGGCGGAGCCAGGGCCCACGGCCGCAUCGCGGUCACCCUCACCGCCCAGCCCCGCUCCGGCCAGGGUGAAGGCCGAGCUGUCCAGCCCCACGCCCGGCUCCAGCCCUGGCCCCAGCGAGCUGGGGCUGGCGGCCGGCGCGCUCUUCCUGCCGCAGUUCCCCGCCGCGCCCCCGGCCUCAGAGAUCCUGGCCAAAAUGUCCGAGCUCGUGCACAGCCGGCUACAGGCGGGAGCGGGGGCGCAGGCCGGUCUCUUCGCGGGGGCCCCCAAGGGCGCCACGUGCUUCGAGUGCGACAUCACCUUCAACAACGUCAACAACUUCUACGUGCACAAGCGCCUCUACUGCUCCGGCCGCCGCCCGCCCGACGACGCGCCCCCCGCGCGCAGGGCCAAGGUGCCCCAGACCCCCGCACGCGCGCCCCCCGGCCCACCGCCCCCAGAGGCCGAUACGAGGCACGCGUCGCCAGGCUCCGGGACGCGCGAGGACGAGGCGGGGGGCGCAGCCACCCCCGAGGCCGAGCCCGAGGCCGAGGGGGGCGGCCAGGGCCGCGAAGGCAGUCCAGGGAGCCCGAGCCCGGGCAGCGGGGCGGACGAGGACGACGACCCCCGCCGGACGCUGUGCGAGGCCUGCAACAUCCGCUUCAGCCGCCACGAGACCUACACGGUGCACAAGCGCUACUACUGCGCCUCGCGUCACGACCCGCCGCCGCGCCGGCCCACGCCCGCCGGGACCCCCGGGACCCCCGCGCCGGGCGUCCAGACCCCCGGCAAGGGGGCGCCCGCGGGCAGCCAGCGGUACUGCCGUCUGUGCAACAUCAAGUUCAGCAGCCUGUCCACCUUCAUCGCCCACAAGAAGUAUUACUGCUCCUCGCACGCGGCCGAGCACGUCAAGUGA